Molecule: messenger RNA, 1168 nt
Organism: Arabidopsis thaliana (thale cress)
Lineage: Eukaryota; Viridiplantae; Streptophyta; Magnoliopsida; Brassicales; Brassicaceae
Product: Receptor-like protein kinase-related family protein
Exons: 2
Coding region: 76-939 (287 amino acids)
Cellular component (GO): extracellular region; membrane
Source: RefSeq, marked reviewed
UGAGCUUGUUAAAUUAACGACCUUGAUCUUCUUCUCUUUUAUCUCAUAAUCUCUAAAACAAAAACUAAAAGAAACAUGGAAACAACCAAGAAACUCUCUCCUAUCUUCUGCUUCUCUUCUCUCUUAUGUCUCUUCUUCACCAUGAACCAAGCUGUCUCCGAAACAGACCACAUGGACACUUUCUGCAUUGAUUCAUCCAGAAACACCACUGGCAACACAACUUACAACAAAAAUCUCAACACCAUGCUCUCUACUUUUCGCAACCAAUCAUCCAUCGUUAACAAUUACAAUCUCACAACUGGUCUAGCUUCAGACACAGUCUAUGGAAUGUUCUUAUGCACAGGAGACGUCAACAUAACAACGUGCAACAACUGCGUCAAGAAUGCAACAAUCGAGAUUGUCAAAAACUGUACUAACCAUCGAGAAGCAAUCAUUUACUACAUCGAUUGUAUGGUUCGUUACUCAGAUAAGUUCUUCCUCUCCACCUUUGAGAAAAAGCCUAAUAGCAUUUGGAGCGGUGAUGAUCCAAUACCGAAAUCACUAGGUCCGUUCAAAAAGAGAUUGUAUAAGAAAAUGGGAGAGGCUAUCGUAAGAUCGUCUACGUUGUCUUCCGCUCUCACGCCGUAUUAUUACUUGGAUGUAACUAGAUUUGAUGGCUCCUACGAUCUUGACUCUCUUGUUCAGUGUAGUCCACAUUUGAAUCCUGAAAACUGUACCAUAUGCCUUGAAUAUGCGUUGCAAGAAAUUAUCGACUGUUGUAGUGACAAGUUUUGGGCUAUGAUCUUCACUCCUAACUGUUUUGUGAAUUAUAUGAUCACAACUUCACCAUUGCCGCCGCUUCCAUCACCGUAUCACCAUAGCGGUUCGUGCUCCAUUAGAGGAAAUAGUGAAAUAUUUUGGGGAAUGAUCAUUCUGGCAGCUUUGGUGUUUACAUUUUAGGUCUAUGAUAAGACUGCGUGUUUAAGGGAAAAAUAAAAAUUCAGUUUUGUUGUUGUAAUGUUUCAUGUUUUAUUGCUUGUGUGUGUCUGUCCCUGAUAAUGUGUUUAUUCAGUCAUUUAUUGAAAGAUUAUUUUAACUUGUCAUAGUGUCGAGUGUCGACAUUGCCUCACUUUUAUUCGGUUUUCACUAUACAUAUGCUUUGUUCUCCUCUCUUUAUGGACAUUGUGGA